AUGAAUUCCUCUACGGUCAAGUUGCCUGAAGGCCACGGCUAUGUUUACAAAGAAGUCCGGUUUUCACCAACGGCAACACCUCUCCGCCGAGCUCAAUCGGUCUCAGGCAGUAAUCCCUCGGCGAAUACCAGAUACGGCCAAACACCGGUAUACGGUCGAAACUUUCCCGUCUUGGAUACCUCCUAUAUCGAUCAAUCACAAGAGCUUCUUGAAAAGCAACGGGCGAAUUUUCAGGCGGAGAGGGAGCUUUUCGCGCAAGAAAGGCGAUUGUGGGAGACGGAGCGGUCGCUGCUCAAGGCCAAGAUCGCAGAGUUAGAAUCCUUGUCUCCAAGGGCACACCCCAUUUCAUCAGUACCUCGUCCAGGUGACGCUACUUUCGGUGCAUCUCAAUUUCACGGAUCUCGUGAUACUGUGCACUCAGCUCAGGUGUGGGAAGGAACAAGCCCAGGAGGGCGACCAACAAGGGUGUUCCGCAACGAAGAGACACCAGACAGUCUCCACCUUUCGACAAUCACAGAGGGGAGCGACAAUAUUCCUCCUUCUCUGGAUGCAGCCCUGUCUCCCCUGACACGGGCGGCAGACGCUCAUGGGAUGACCGUUAGUAUCCCGGUGCCGAUCGAGAAGCUUGACAGUAGACUAGAUGGCAUUACGCUGAAGUCUACUGCUUUACCACCUGGGGUGGUAGCCCGGGUGAUCACCCCGCCGUCGCCGUCGCCCUUGACCACGUCCCCUCCUGCCCCUUCGGAGCCUGCAAGAUCCGAGAUAGAACACCGAAACAGUCUCAAGUUGAAGCUGUCAGAACUCGGCCCGCCCAAUGAGAACCUUCUUCGGGACGCCGGACACACCCCGAUGGUUAUCAUCGAGGUCGACGGGAGUCGUCAAACCACCCAGGACGCUACACCUGCGCCCGAGUCUCGAUAUCAGGAGGAGGCCCCUCUGGCGCCUGUGCAAACGGAAGUCGGUCUACCGACAGAAAAUGGGGAGUCCUAUUUCCCCGAUGUGCCUGAAGAUCCUGCCCUGAAAGGGCCUCUUGGUCUCAUCAACGACGAAGAGCAUGAUAAUAGCUUCCUCAAUGAGCUGGACCAGAAACUCCUGGACCAGGCUAGGCGGAUCCUUGGUAGCUCAGAGGAAUCGACUGAGGCUAAUGAGGCUGAACCCGAAAUGCCCACGCAGAGUGAACAGGAACCCGAAUUCAAGUUCAAAAAGUCCACUAACUUUGGCACGGCCUUUGGAAUAUCGAACUUGGGUAAUUUUUGA
Molecule: messenger RNA, 1257 nt
Organism: Penicillium odoratum
Lineage: Eukaryota; Fungi; Ascomycota; Eurotiomycetes; Eurotiales; Aspergillaceae
Exons: 1
Coding region: 1-1257 (418 amino acids)
Source: RefSeq, a predicted model, not a curated record